This is a messenger RNA of Amoebophrya sp. A25, 422 nucleotides long. The record is from the annotation of a GenBank genome assembly. Lineage: Eukaryota; Dinophyceae; Syndiniales; Amoebophryaceae.
GGGAGCUACGGACGAAAGUUGUUGAGGCUUGCUCGGAUCCAUCUUGCCAGACUUCCUGGAGACGGUUUGCAUGGGGAGAAGGCAUCCAGGAUGUCUCUCAAAACAGAUCAGAGCGAGCUCUAAAGUUAAGAAAUUAACAGCGCAGAAGGAGGUGGAGGAGCAGGAGGAGAGGUUAAAAUCCAAGCAAAUAGAAGUCGAAGAUCUCACAGAAGAACUCAUUUACUCCGUCACACCCGACCACCAACGCGAGUUGAUUAAGGAGUUGAAGUACAAGCUGGAGAAGCUCGGCAAGCAGCACAGGUGGGUCUACAAUGCGGAGAAUGUGCUUCUCCACUCGAACAUGAACGAGCUCCUGAUAAAUAAGUUGGAGCUCCAAAGUGCUGCCGUAUCUCACCGACAAAUAGAAAGCUAUGCAGCUGGAC